Messenger RNA from Oreochromis niloticus (Nile tilapia), 2042 nucleotides. RefSeq names its product fibroblast growth factor 16 (gene fgf16). The record is from RefSeq and is marked provisional. NCBI's taxonomy places the organism in Eukaryota, Metazoa, Chordata, Actinopteri, Cichliformes, Cichlidae. Gene Ontology annotation, molecular function: growth factor activity.
CAGCAAAGCACCAUCAAUAAACUGAGAGGACUGCGCUGAUUUGGAGGAGCAACGGCGCACUGCGUGGUACGCUUUUUGGCGUGCAUGGACCGGACUUCUGUGAACUUUUCUCUCCUUCCUGAAUUUACCGACUACAUCCCAAAAUACCUUCGUUUAAUUUGACAGCUGUGCACACAAUGGCAGAGGUCGUGAGUGUUCUGGGGACGCUCGGCUUGGAUUUACAAACCACUCUCUCUUCGGUGGGGACUAUGCCCGUAACAGAGUCCCCCAUAGGGCUGAAUGAGCGACUGGGGCAGAUUGAAGGCAGAGUGCAGCGCGGGUCGCCCACAGAUUUCGGCCACCUCAAAGGGAUCUUGAGGCGGCGGCAGCUCUACUGCAGGACCGGCUUUCAGCUAGAGAUAUUCCCCAAUGGCACAGUGCACGGGACAAGACAGGACCACAGCAGGUUUGGUAUCCUGGAGUUCAUAAGUAUAGCAGUAGGUCUGGUGAGCAUCAGAGGGGUGGACGCUGGACUCUACCUCGGCAUGAAUGAGAAAGGAGAGCUCUAUGGGUCGAAGAAGCUGACAAAAGAAUGUGUGUUCAGGGAGCAGUUUGAGGAGAACUGGUACAACACCUACGCUUCAACUCGGUACAGGCACACGGACACGGGGCGCUUCUACUAUGUGGCUUUAAACAAAGAUGGUUCGCCCAGGGAGGGCGGCAGGACUAAAAAACACCAGAAGCUCACCCACUUCUUACCCAGACCGGUGGAGAUUGAAAAGAUCCCUCAGGAAUUCAGGGAUUUAUUCCAGUACAGGUGACCAGUGCUUACACUGGGAGAGCUGGUUGUUUCUGAAGGAACAGAGAUAAAAGAAAAAGACAAAAAAGAGGGGGCGGGGGAGGGAUAUUGUGGAUAUUUUGGACCUGGUACAGAACUGUUUACCUUCACCCCCCCACCCGAGGUUACCAUGUUUGCACCUCAGCCUGCUGCCAGCAGCAGUGACACGGACAUUUCUCCUGGAUGUCGCAUCUUUGCAUCUUCUGCGGCGGACUUCAGAGAGGAGAUAACUCUCUUAUAAAACCACUGCUAUCACGGACAAAGGAGGCCCUCAUGACUGCCCAGCUGUGGCUGAAUCAGGAAAAUCAAAUCAGGUGCCGUGUUUUCUCUAUAAAUGCAUAACAGAGGUUCAUGUGUAGAUACUGAAGAGGCAAAAUGGGAGUGGUCGCUCUUGAUGGUUUUGGCCGGGACAAGGAACAGUCAACGAGAAGUGACUUUUAGGAGCUGAGGACAUAAAUCCCUGCAUGAUGUCACAUUGUGCACACGGUUAUGGCGACAUUAAAUGUAAAGGAGAGGGAAGGAAAGCACAUUCCACAUAUACAGCAGAGACGUGCAAACUUUGUGCUACAUGUUUGUUAAGUGGUAGUUUGGGAUAUGUGACGAGAUUGUCUUUGAGUUAGCUACGAGCAAGUUUUGUUUCAAAUAAAAGACAAAGGAUGGGAAUAAUGUCUCUGACUCUGGGAUCAAUCGAACUGCAGUUACUGCACAUCCCAAGUCUCAGCAUCACGUUCGCUUGGUCCGAGUUUAAACAUCAGAUUAAAUUCAAACAAACACAAAAAAGCUACGGGAAUUUAAUAUGCAAAAAAAAAAAGCAGUCAAGCUCGGGCUAAAAGCACUUCUCCGACUGGGGUUGUGAAGACUAAAGAAAUGGGUUUUCUUCUUAAGGAUGAUGACUUGUAAUGUUCAGAGCAUCGGGGAACAUUAUUAAAAAUGCAAGCAGCUGAGGUGUACAUAUGGGUGUUCCUAUUUAUGAGAUGUACAAUAUAUUUAUUUUCUACAUAUAAAGUAUAAAUGUAAAUCUAUAUAUUUAUUUAUUGCAAAGACUUUAUUUUGUAAUGAACUUGAAGUUAUCUGGACUGCAGAUUCUACUGAAUUGACACCAAAAAAAAGGCAAACAAAAAAUGAAGAACUGCAAUGAAACAUGACAAUAAAAUUGUCCUGCUAUCGAGACAUCAUUGUGAGAGACCAUUUUUGCUUGCAUUAAAGUCUGUACCAAUUAAAACCA